GCUGGGCUCUGUCGUCGCGAGAAGGCGCUGCCGGGGGCGUCUGCGCGGACAAACGGAAGUGUAGGUGACGGUCCGAGACAUCGCCGCCAAGCUGGGAACCGGGGAGAUGGCCGAGACCGACCCCAAGACCGUGCAGGAUCUCACCUCAGUGGUGCAGACUCUUCUGCAACAGAUGCAGGAUAAAUUUCAGACCAUGUCCGACCAGAUCAUUGGACGAAUUGAUGACAUGAGUAGUCGCAUUGACGACCUGGAGAAAAACAUUGCAGACCUCAUGACCCAGGCCGGGGUGGAAGAGCUGGAAGGCGAAAACAAGAUACCUGCCACACAGAAGAGUUGAAGGUUGCUAAUUUACACUGAAAUCAGGAACACCAUUUUCACAAGCCAAGAGAACACUGAAUGGCUAUUUGCAACUAACUUCUAUGUAUCGACAGGUUUUAUAUUAUAAAGUGUACGUUCUUAACAUAUACUACACAGGUAGUUUAUAGUGAUUUUUUCACCCUCUCAGUUUCUUGAACAUGGUACCUUCACAUCUUGGACCUUGGUCAGUUGUGCUGUUAAAUAUUAAACACUAAAACUUUGGCAGUUCCUGCAUAAAAUUGUCAAAUUUUUUAGUGUAUUUUUGUGAAGUCAUUUUUUUCUAUUGUUCCUUUUGUAGUGGUUACUGUUUGAUAAAAGUUGCUGUGGAAUUUUUUAUUAGACAAAGAGUAGCUCCUUGUAAUAUUAUUAGACUUUGUGAAGUAAGACUUUGUGUGGGGUUCUUUCAUUCUCAGCCCUGAGUGACUAUUGAACUGACCCCAAAUAGUGUUUUGGCGAUAUUUUUCAAGUGUUUAAAAAUAUUUCAAAAUUCUUCAGAAACACCUGGUACUACUCUGUUGCCAAAACUCAGAAUUGAACCUUAUUAUAUGUCUUAAUUUCCUGAGUUCAGAUGCUGAAGUCACAAAGAAUCACCACUGCCAUUUAGUGUGUUAGAAUUUUUAAAUAUGGAAAAUAACAGAAUUGCCUAAUGUAAUGAGGCAUUCAUUAGUUAAGAGUUUUGCAUGAAGUCAGAAUACUUCCAUAAGGCCCUGCAUUAUUCACCUAUAAUAGUUACCAUAGAAAAGCUGGCAGGAUUCUAAAACUCAGUUACUCCAUCCUUUCUUUGAGCUAUGGAUUGAGAAAAGAAGCAGGAAAGGGAAACAUUUUAAGUUCUUCCCAGUUGCAUGGCUAGAAAAUGAUCAAUGAUUUGUAGUAGACUCAAGUUUUUAAGAAAGGCUGUUUAUUUAAACUAUUUCUUACCUAAAUUGGUGCAGAGUAAAGAUUAUAUUAUUGAUUAGAGAGGACAGGGAUAAUUCUCCUCAGGAGGCUGUGCCUGAGGCCUGUGUUCUGGGCCAUUGUCAAGCACGGUGAUCUUAUAUGACAAAAGUGGGCAAGUGGAGAAACAAGGUAUAGUGUUUCAGAGAGGGAAACACUCAGUGAACAUGGUAUGUUCUUUUCACCUUUCCUAUAGCCAGCCUUGAUUGUUGUUUUACAAAUAUAUAAUAAUAGUAAUAAAUAAUUCAUCCUCAUAAAUUCUGUGGGGAACACGAAAGUGUAAACUUGGUGGGGGAUAGAGUGAAUUGACUGCUGUGAUUACCAACUACAGAAAUUCCCCUUGGGCCAGUAGGCCUGGGAAAGACUGGUCCAGCGCCUCCAGACUGUCACAGACCACAGAAGUCUAGGUGCAGUAUGUCUGGGAGCACAGUGAAUGUCAGGUGGGAACCGCAGACCCGCUGCUGAUGGGAAGGUAGUGGGCAGUUAGAUGGAAGUUGGCUUCCUUUAAGUAAUGGAAAGAUUUCAGAGGCAAGCUCCUCUGCCCCAAUGAUCUGCCAUGAAUAAAGGUGCCUGAAAUCUUUCUGUUGAAGCUUCCUUUGUGUGGAAAA
Molecule: messenger RNA, 1898 nt
Organism: Talpa occidentalis (Iberian mole)
Lineage: Eukaryota; Metazoa; Chordata; Mammalia; Eulipotyphla; Talpidae
Gene: HSBP1
Product: heat shock factor binding protein 1
Exons: 4
Coding region: 107-337 (76 amino acids)
Biological process (GO): cellular heat acclimation
Cellular component (GO): nucleus; cytosol
Molecular function (GO): transcription corepressor activity
Source: RefSeq, a predicted model, not a curated record